Messenger RNA from Pyricularia grisea, 1480 nucleotides. RefSeq lists its product as uncharacterized. The record is from RefSeq and is a predicted model, not a curated record. The coding region runs from base 277 to 1269 and encodes 330 amino acids. NCBI's taxonomy places the organism in Eukaryota, Fungi, Ascomycota, Sordariomycetes, Magnaporthales, Pyriculariaceae. Gene Ontology annotation, molecular function: iron-sulfur cluster binding. Gene Ontology annotation, cellular component: cytoplasm. Gene Ontology annotation, biological process: iron-sulfur cluster assembly. The transcript has 2 exons.
GUGUUAUCUACCUACACAAUAAAGCUCUCUAUUGUUUCAUUGAACCCUGAAAGUAUUAUUGGAGUUUUCCAAGUCAAUGUAACCACCUUUUUUUUUUUUUUACACUGGAUUACAAAUCUCGGCGUUUGAUCGGAUUUCAAUUAAGAAAAAAAAAAGGGUGCCCCUCUGCCCGAUUUAACGCCACUCGCGUACCCCGCGAACGACGAGGGGACCAAAGAAGAAGGAAAAAAAAGAAAAAGAAGAAAAAAGAGAAAUAAAAAGAAAAAUAAUUAGACAAUGUCGCCCGCGACCGUGACGAUCGACACAACGCCCGACUUCAGCAAUGGCGGCGCACCACACAGCACGCUCCUUCUGGCACCGCCCGCCAUGGCGGCGCAGCAGGACGCCAUGGCUGCCGCGCUGACGGACGCGGCGCCGCUCGGCAGCCGACCGGAGCUCUACAUGCUGGACCGGCUCGCCGCGGGCCUGACGAACCUCGCGCCCGCCGCCUACGAUCUCGUUCUCGUCCUCGCUUCCGGCCCGGACCCGCUGCUCUCGCGCCGCGACGUGUUUGCCAGGAUCGCCGACGCCAUGAAGCCCGGCGCCAAGCUGCGCGCCCGCGACGGCUCGCCCCUCGACGCCACCGUCGCCAAGGAGGCCAUCCUGGCUGGGCUGGUCGAGAGCGCAGAGGGGGGUUAUGAGAAGCCCGCCGAGGAGGAGGCUGCCGUGCCGCUGAGGUUUUUGAAGAAGAAGAACAAGGUCCAGCCGGCUGGCGAAGGUGGUCCCGUACAAAGCCCCGCCGCCGUUACAAAACCACUCGCGCCGGAGCCGGCUGCUGCUGCCAAGUCUCUGCCGAACGGUGUGGUUAUGGUGGAUCUGAAUGAUGACUUUGACGUGUCGGACGACGAGAUGAUCGAUGAGGACGAACUGAUGACGGAGGAGGAUCUGAUGCGCCCAAUCCAACAACCCCCCGAGUGCGCCCCGAAGCCCGGAAAGAAGCGACGCGCAUGCAAAGACUGCACAUGCGGCCUGGCCGAGCGCCUCGAGGCCCAAGACAAGGCGAGGCGCGACAAGGCCGACAAGCAGCUGCAGGAGAAGGCGGCCGCGCCCUUCAAGCUCGCGUCCGAGGACCUGAACGAGCUUGACUUUACGGUGCAGGGCAAGACGGGCUCUUGCGGCAGCUGCGCCCUUGGCGACGCCUUCCGCUGUGCGGAUUGCCCUUAUAUCGGACUUCCGGCGUUCAAACCCGGCGAGGAGGUGACGAUACUCAACAACGUUGCGCAGCUGUGAAACGGGAUCUCUCUUUUGUGUUGUGACUUUGAUAUCCCCCCUUUUUUGUGGGUUUCGAUGGCAUUGCAAAGCUCCAGCGACAUAAUAGAGGAGCGGCAAGUUUGGGGGAGUAAAGGCGUUCUGGGUUGUUAGAUGAUAUAAAACGCAUUGUUUAAUGUUAAGUUAUUAUUUGUACACCUGAAGUUAUGGACCUAAGCAACGUACUUCCUGC